AUGAUGUAGAGAUGUGGAGUUUUUCUAAUUGACAUAUCAUCUAACUCUACAACUUGUCUCAAUCUGUUCAUUUGGCAUGUGGAUCCUAAAAACACAAGACUCAAGACAAAAAUAUGAUAACUGAGAUCAACUAAUUGAUUACCAGACAAUAAAUUAAUAAAUAUGUAAGGCACAUGAAGAACAUUAUGAAGAGAAAGCUUGAAUUGAGUAGUAGAACCAAUUGAUUAGUACAGUAAAGUGUGGUAAAAUGUGGAGGUGAAAUAGAAUAAAUAUGUUAAAUAGUCAAAGGUGUCAUAUGAUUUGUGACACCAAAAUCAAGGGUCCAAAGAGAAGUAGUACAUGAAGGUUUAAGAGUAGAAAAGUUGAUAGUAACUAGUUUUUUAGAGACAAAAAUACUAAAUUAGUAAAUAUGUGCAAGUUUUUUAGAUAGAAAAGUUUGAAUGUCACCAUUAGAUAUCCCUUUAGGUAAAGUAAAGAUAAAUUACAUAAUAAGUAUAAUAGAUGUCAUGUGGGGAAUCCUUAAAUGUCAUGAUCACCAUGUCUUUUUUGUAGAGGUAGUUGCACUUUAUCCUUGUCCAGGCCCUCAUCUUUUUCCUUGAAGAUGAUAAUCUUUCUUUUAAUGACCUUUGGAAUGAAAAUAAUUACAUCCAUCAAGAGAGACAUGAAAUAUUGGUUUCUUAGGAGGUACAAUUAGAUUAUUAUGUCCAUCAGCCAACAUAAGUGUAGUUCCUGUACACUAGUAGAAUUAAGUGAUCACAAAUCAGUUUUUUUAGCAUGUAAUUCACUGACUAUGAUAAAAAUAGUAAGUAGUGGAGACUGAUAUAGCAAAGAUAUAUGGAAAACUUUAAAAUCAUCUCAAAUUGUUAUUAAUAAUUGUUUGAAUCUUUCUUCUCAUGAUAUUUUAAAAUUAUAA
This is a messenger RNA of Spirodela intermedia, 913 nucleotides long. The record is from the annotation of a GenBank genome assembly. NCBI's taxonomy places the organism in Eukaryota, Viridiplantae, Streptophyta, Magnoliopsida, Alismatales, Araceae.